Messenger RNA from Clupea harengus (Atlantic herring), 2380 nucleotides. RefSeq names its product putative GPI-anchored protein pfl2. The transcript has 5 exons. The coding region runs from base 1398 to 2063 and encodes 221 amino acids. Lineage: Eukaryota; Metazoa; Chordata; Actinopteri; Clupeiformes; Clupeidae. Gene Ontology annotation, biological process: visual perception. The record is from RefSeq and is a predicted model, not a curated record.
AUUGGCUGAGGAGGUUUUUCUUGUGAAGAGAAAGUACCCCCACUUUACCCUCCACCACAUGAAUAUCUGCUUCUCCUGCAUCAACACAACCCAGAAGCAUUCUAUCAAUUUCGAUCUCAAUUCCACUGUUCCUAUGUUUUCUAGUCAUCUUCCUCAACUUAGCAACCACCAAAACAUCAGCUUUAACAUUAACCUCAACCUCAGUAGAAUACAGUAAACAAUGACCAACCUCUGCUCUUGUCAUCAAAACCACAAAACUAGCUGUAGCCUCAUCCGGUACCUUAGGUCCCACCACAACAGACACGUCAACAUCAAAACUGACCACACCAUAACACACAUCCAGCGCAACAUUAGAACAUAUCACAUCAGCUAUUAUAUCAUCCUUGAACUCAGGUCCCACUUCAACACCAGCUGCAAUAUCAACUUUAAUUUGGGAACACACCGCAGCACCAGCUGUGACUUCAUCUUCUGUUUUAGGUGCCACCACACAGGCACUCACACAACAGAACUCCCCACAACACUACACACCACACUAGCUUAAGAAUCUGCAUGCAACAUCCUUAUCCCUACCAUCACCAACCUCAGCCUUAACAAUCAGAACUCACAACAAUAUCAGCCUCAACCUUUAAAUUCUUCCUCAGGUCCAAUCUCAACACCAGCUCCAAUGUCCGCUUCAGAGUUCACCACAGCAAUUACUCUAACGUCAUCCUCUGUCUUAGGUCUCACCACAAUAACCACUCUAAAAUCACCACAAUACCCACUCAAACACCAGCCUUAACAUCUGAAUAGACUUUUACAUCUGAAUCUGAACAGACCUCACCAUAUCAACCUUAGUUUAAGAGCCCGCCAUAAAAACAACUGAAAUGCCAACAUCACAACCUACCAUCCAAAUUUCAACAUCAACUGCAACAUUAGAACAUAUGGCAAUAUCAACUCCCAUGCCAGAAUCUACAGAUUGAGCUCUACCUCAGGCUUUAUCACAAUGUCAGUGUCAAAUUAGAUAAAAAAAUUCACCACCACAACCAGUGAAAUGCCUACAUUAACUCUAGUAUCUACCCCGCUAUUUCCAAUAUCACAGUCAACAUCAGAUCACUGCAUAAUUUUCAGAAUCCCCCACAGCACCUGCUCUGACAUCAACAUUAGGAACUUCCACACCAUCUCCACAAUCAGCCUUAACAUCACAGUCUACUGCAACACAAGGGGCCGGUGUAUUGCCACUCCAGUGUUUUAAAACUGCAAUUGGUGUGAUUACUCCUCAGUCGUGAGCACGAUUGUGAUUCAUUACCACGUAUGGAUCUGACAGUGCAGAUGGACAUGGAACUGGGUCAGAUUUACAAUGCUGUAUAAAUUAUUGAAAUAUCUCAAAUCUUCUUUCACCCAAACUAGCUACUUCAACAAUGGCUACUAUGGCUGCUGCCUCCACUACUGCCCAGACAGCUGCCUCCACUACUGCCCCGACAGCUGCCCCUACAGCUUCUGCUACAACAGCUCUUGCAACAACAGCAUUAAAUACUGAUGAAGCAAGUGGAGAUGAGGGCAGCAUCACUCUGUCUUUUAGUCUUAAUCGAACAUUCAGUUCCGAUCUUCUCGAUACAACUUCAACUGCAUUCACAGCACUGGAAUCAGAAGUGCUGUCUGACUUGAAUACAGUUUAUAAAGCAGCAUUUCCAAGCAGCUUCAGUCGCUCCAGGAUCACAGGCUUCUCGAGUGGGUCAGUUGUUGUUGGUUCACAGCUUGUGUUUACAAGCACAAGUUCAGUUCCACAAACCAGCAACGUUGAAUCUGCUUUGAGAAACUCAUCUACCCUGAUCAUAGUGUCGAGUACCAUCAGUGCAACUGCUUCUACAACGGCUACUACGGCUGCUGCAUCAACUCCGAUGACUACAACAUCAAUAUCAACAUCAACAUUAGAAUCUACAUCAGCAGCUCAGACCUCUCUGGCAUCAACGCUGACAGUGACAGGUGCGGUGUCUGUAACCACACAGUCACCAGCAUCCCCAGCUCAGACCUCCAUGGCAUCAACGCUGACAGUGACAGGUAAGUGUUAUGAAGCCAUUCAUUAGUUGGAUUCUGUCUUUCACUGACAACUCAAGUGCAGCCUAGUAUCCCCACAGCACAUCUACACAGUUUUACAAUGGGUGAAAUUUACAGUGCAGUGGAAAUUGUUUACCCAUUAAAUAUCAAUGCAGACCAGUCACGGGACCCAGAGAGUUCCAUAUAAUGGCUACUCAUUCAAUCACAUAACUGCCACAAUACUUAGCACUUGUUAGCCGAUCCACAGUAGAUCCAUACAUACACAACAGGUGUACCUCAUUUCUGAAAGACAUCUUGCCUAGGUUAAAUACAUUUACAAUUUGCAGUGCACCAAUAAAUAUUCACU